AUGGAUAUUUCGAAAUUAUGUGGAAAAUGUGUCGAUGGAACUGCGAAUAUUGGCAGAGAUAUUUCUGGUCUUCAGAAGCGAAUACGGCAGGAUGAACCAACAGCACUGUACAUUCAUUGCCGGCCUCACACAGUAAGCCUAGUUGUUCAAGAUGCCAUGAAAGGUGUUCUACCUGUGAAGAACUUUCUUGGCAUUCUCAAAGAAGCGAUCAAGUUUAUUCGCGAUUUUCUGAAAAGAUUAGCGCAAUUUGAAGAACUACUUACAGAUGAUAGCCCAGAUUUAAUGCCGUUUUGCCUGAAAAUGUGGCUGCUUCGCAUCAAAUCGGCAAAAAGAAUGUACAACAAAACGGUGUAUAAUUCUUGCCUUAACUUUUUUGAAGAAAAGCGCGACGACCGCGAGUCAGAUAUAUCUGCGUGCGCUAAAGCAGCUGGCCUUUUUAAAAGGAUAGACAGUUUCUAG
Molecule: messenger RNA, 459 nt
Organism: Belonocnema kinseyi
Lineage: Eukaryota; Metazoa; Arthropoda; Insecta; Hymenoptera; Cynipidae
Exons: 1
Coding region: 1-459 (152 amino acids)
Source: RefSeq, a predicted model, not a curated record